CGGGGCCUGAGGGGCCCCAUGGCCGCGGGCCGGGGACAUGGGCGAGCCCGGCGGGCACGGGCCGGGACACGGACCGGGACACGGGCCGGGACACGGGCCGGCAUCGGCACCGGCAUCCAGCGCACACGGACCGCGGGGCCGCGGCCGCGCUUGGGAGCGCGGCGCCCCCGCUGAGGAGGCUCCGGGCACGGAGCCCCCCGGCCCCGCUGAGGAGGGUGCGGAGCCCCCCGACCCGCGUGAGGGCUCGGGGCACACGGAGCCCCCCGGCCCCGCUCGGGAGGGCCCCGGCACGGUGCCGCUCCACCCGCGGGGGGAUGCGAAGGACACGGAGCCCCCCGGCCCGGCGCCGCCCGGCCCGCAGGAGGGCUCGGGGCACGCGGAGCCCCCCGGCCCCGCGCGGGGCGAGCCGGGCUCGGAGCCGCUCGACCCGCAGCAGGACGGGGAUGACUCGCCCCCGCCCGGCCGUGCGGAGCUGCCGCUGGUGCCCGCCGAGCUCCGCGCGCGGCUGCUGGACCCCCGGGACUACCGGCGGCGCGCCCAGGCGGUGGAGCAGCUGCGGCGGGCGCUGGAGGGCUGCAGCCCGGCCGCGCUGAGCGCCGCGCCCGCCGCCGCCCUGCGCGGGCUCAUCGCGCUGCUGGACGCGCUGCUGCGCGACCCCAACUUCGCGGUGGCGCGGGGCGCGCUGGAGGCCACGCGGCUGCUGGCGCUGCGGCUCGGCCGGAGGGUGCCCGCCGUGCUCGCCCCGCUGGUGGCCGCGGCCGCGCGGGCGCUCGGGGACGCGCAGCCCGCGAUGCGCCGGGACAGCGCCCGGCUGCUGCUGCGCCUCAUGGGCGCCGCGGGGCCGCGGGCCGUGCUGCGGCUGCUGCUGCAGGAGCGGCUGCUGCGCCACCGCAGCGCCCGGCUCCGCGAGGAGCUGCUCAACACGUGCACGGCCGCGCUGCUCACCUACCCCGGCGAGCAGCUGGACCUGCCGCAGCUGGCGGCCGCGCUGGCGCCCGCGCUGCUGGACGCGAAGCGCAGGGUCCGGCACGCCGCGCUGGAGGCGCUGGCGGCGCUGGCCGCGGCCAUGGGCGCCGGCGGGACACAGGCGCUCUUCAGCGCCGUGGGCGCCCUGGAGCUGCGGGCGGGCGGCGCGGGGGCCGUGCGGGCCGUGCGGGCGCGGCUGGCCAGGGAGGCACUGCCCAGGCUGGGCGAGCAGGGAUUCGUGGAGUACGGGCUGCCCCUGCCCUCCGCCGGGCACUGCCGCGGGCGCUGCCAGCCCCCCGGCGCCGACACCGAGUGGCUGCUGAUGGGCAGCAGGACGCAGAGCGCUCGCUGCGGGUGCCCCGGCGGGGAGGAUGCGCCGCACGGCCCCGGCUCCAAGUGUGCCGAGCAAGGGAUGAGCCCCAGGAGAGUCCUGAGCGCCGGGAGAGGGAAGAACAAGCUGCCGUGGGAAUCCGAGCUGGCUGGAGACGGGGAAGGUGGCUCGGGAGUCAGGAUGCCGUUCCCGAAGGGUGUGGAGCAGUUCUCUGCAUCCAGUGAUUUCCUUCACUCCCCGAAGCUCCAGCCCUCCCAAGGAGUCCCAGCCAGCCAGGAGUUAUUUUUCAGUAGAAAAAGAGCUUCCAGGACUUUAUUGCAGAGCGGUGUGGAAGUGAACUCUGGGAGUUCUGCCGUUUGUGCUGGUGCUAUGGGCUCUCACCAGCCCCAAAUUUCAGGGAAGUGUGGGACACUUGGAUACCCACAGGCACGUGGGAAGAGUGGCAGUGUGGACUCGGAGUUACAGCUUUUGGGAUUGAACAACUGUCAGCAGGACAAAGUUUCUUCCAGCCUAAAUUUUCCCAGCAAGACCCAGAGAGGGUUUUGCACUCAGGCAGAGCCCACCAUGUCCUUCCAAGGCCUCAGUGCCAGCCAGGGCACCUUCAUCCUGCCCUGCUACCCCCUGUCCUCCCCCAGGAACAGCCCCAAGCACCUCUCCUCUCCAGCUGCAUCUCCAAGGAGGGCCCAGGACAAUCCCAUGAACCUCUCCAACUCCUGGCCUCGCAAAAGCUUCGAGGGGCUGCCUAAGCCUGGCUCCCAGAAGCAGCUGCUCAGCCCAAAGUCGGGAGACAACACAGGGGAGAACGUGCUGGAGAAACCCUCCCUGCAGCUGCAGCCCAGGGUGGUGAGACCCCCCCUGCCCCGGCGGGGCCUGCCCAGGGCCCGGCCCGUGCCCCCCAUCCCGCGGCUGGGCAGGGCCGGGGCCGGCCAGGACGCCUGGCUGGGGCAGCUGGGCAGGGAGCUGGCAGCGGGGCUGGCACAGCUGCACGUGGAUGCCGAGGAGGUGGACCAGGAAGAGAUGCAGAACUCCCUGCGCUCCCUGCGGAACAGCGCGGCCAAGAAGAGGGCCAAGCUGAGCAGCAGCAUCGCAGACCUGGAGAGCCCCGACCCUGCAGUUCAGCUGGAUGGCUCCGGGGACUGCCCCUCCCAGGGCUCCUCCCCCAGUGAGAGUGGCAUCUACAGCCAGGAAUCCCUGCCCUCCCCCGUGCCCACCCUGCCCCGCGGGAGGAGAGUGAUGUCAGACACCUUUCCACUGCUUGGCAGCAAAUCCCCUCCUGCAGAAGGAUCUCCAGGGAGGAGCAGAGAGCCAGGCGUGGCAGAGCAUCCCUGCAGCACAGGCCUUGCAGAGCCCGUGGCUGGUUUUGCACUGAUGGAUGAUCUGGGUUUCCUGUCUGGGGACACCGUGGUGGUUGUUGGUAAAGGUGUGUUUGGGAGCCCCCCUGCCCGUGCUCACAGCCAGUCCCUGCCGUGUGUGGCCAAUGGAGAUGAGCAGGGGGUCAGGGAGGAGACUGAGCCAUCCCCAGGGAUCCCUGGGAGAAGCUUCCAGCAGAACAGUGCUUCCCAUUUCCAUGCUGACAGUGAGAGAGAGAUAAAAGUGACCAUGUCAAAAUCUGCCCAGGAUAAGCUGAGGAGGAAGAGAAAAGAAGAAAAAGAACUCAAUCACAAAGAGCAUCAGGAAGGCAAAGACCUGGAAGGGAAGGAAGAGAUCCCUUGGGAAGGGCUUAGACUGAGUAUGAGUGAACCAGAGAGACUGACAGCAGAAAGUGAGGAUGAGGGGUUUAAUCUCUGUGGGGAUAUUUUAACAUCGCCAAGAAACGGAUCUUUGUCCUUAGAAAAUGUGGCCUUGAAUCCUUCUCUGAGAAGAACAUCCAGUUUGAAGAGGUCAAAGUGUUCACCCUUGCUGGAUUCUGCCGCGGGGGUGCUGUCACUGCCUGUGGAUGUUGUGCCCGCAGACGAGGCGGCGCGGGGCCGGCCCAAGGAGCAGGUGACGCACAGCCCCGAGGUGCUGGACCCCUCGGAGCUGCAGCCCUUCCCCAGGCCCGACACGGCCCUGGCAGAGGCCCUGGCACUGCUGGCUGACGACGACUGGGAGAAGAAAAUUGAGGGUCUGAACUUUGUCAGGUGCUUGUCUGCCUACCAUGCCCCUGUUCUGACUGCAAAGCUCCACGAAACAAGUUUGGCUGUGGCUCAAGAGGUCAAGAAUUUACGCUCAGGUGUUUCUCGAGCUGCUGUGGUGUGUUUAGGGGAUUUGUUCACCCACCUGAAAAAGAGCAUGGACCAAGAACUAGAUAAUGCAGUAAAAGUCCUUUUGCACAAAGCUGGGGAAUCCAACACUUUUAUAAGGGAAGAGGUAGACAAGGCACUGAAGGCCAUGGUUAAUAAUGUGACUCCAGCACGUGCACUUUGUUCUCUUAUAAAUGGAGGGCAAAGCCACCUGCACUCUGCCGUGAGGAGAUGCACAGCCCAGCACCUGUCGGAGCUGGUGGAGCGCCUGGGCCCCGAGCGCGUCCUGGGCGGCCCCAGACCCGCGGCCGAGCGGCUGCUCCCGGCCAGCGCCAGGUUUGCCCAGGACAGCUCCCAGCAAACACGGUACUAUGGUCGGAGGAUGCUCUUCAGCAUGAUGGCCCACCCUGAGUUUGAGAAAGCCCUGGAGAGGUACAUCCCAGCCAAGGACUUGCCUUACAUUAAGGACUGUGUUGGCAGCCUACGUGAGAAGGGUCUGGGGGAGAUGCCACUGGACACACCUUCAGCCAAAGGAAGACGUUCCCAGACUGGCAGUGUUGGACAUUUGAGGUCGUCCCCCACUUCCAGAGAUGCUCUCAGUGUCCCGGACAGGGACACCACAGAGGCCCGUGAGGUCCCAAGGAAGGCAGCUCCUCGUAGUGCCCUGGAAAGUGAAGAGUAUGUUAAAGAUAUUGUGGGUUUGUUGAAUGCCAAAGACUUCAGAGAGAGGAUAACUGGCAUCAGGCAGCUGCUGCUGGAUACAGAGAACAGUCUAGGCCUGGUGGUUGCAAACCUCGUGAAGGUCUUUGAUGCUUUCAAGUCUCGCCUACACGACUCCAACAGCAAAGUGAACCAGGUGGCUUUGGAGACGAUGCACAAGAUGAUUCCACUGCUCAAAGACAAUUUGUCACCUGUGAUCAACAUGUUAAUUCCUGCCAUAGUAGACAACAACCUCAACUCCAAAAAUCCAGGGAUUUACGCAGCUGCCACAAAUGUUAUCCAGGCUCUGUGUCAGCACUUAGACACCUCUCUGCUCCUCCAGCCCUUCUGCACAAAGGCCCAGUUCCUGAACGGGAAAGCCAAGCAAGACCUGACAGAAAAGCUGGCUGACCUGGUGAUGGAGCUGUACCCACGGAAGCCCUACGCUGUGGAGCAGAAGGUCCUGGCUGUGCUCUGGCACCUCCUGGGGAACACGUCCAACAGCGGCUCCGUGCCCGGCGCCUGCGGGAGCCUCCGGACGGCCACGGCCAGACUGGCCAGAGCACUGUUUGCACAGAUGGGGCCCAGCCUGCUGGCCCACGCUGCGGCCCAGCCAGCCCACAUCAGGAAGGCUUUGGAGGAGCUUCUGGAGACAGGAACAUAAAAUCACCGGCGCUGAGGGUGAAACUCCACCGGCCGCCUGACCCGGGCACGCGGACGGGGCUGCGGGACAAGGCGGGAACAUCCCUGUGUCGCUGAUCCACAGGGCUGGAGGGAGCUGCUGGGAGAGCCCACGGAGCUGGGCUGGGACAGUCUGUGGGGCUGGACUGGGCUGUGCUGGGACAGCCUGGCUGAGCGGGGCAGUGUGAGGCUGGCUCCCUCCCUGCCACCUGCACGGCCAUGGAGGAGUCGUUCCAGCCCGUCUGUGCUUCCCUUCGGAGGAUCCAGCCCAGGCCCCUGGAUUGCUGGUGAAUAACCACACAUGGUCACAUCAGCACCAUGCUUUGCACAGAUGAGUGGAGGAGAACCCUGGGCACAGGGAUGCAGAACCACAGUGUUCUGUGUGCUGUUUGUGAAGAACACGUAUUUUUGUACCCCCUCAGGCAGUUGUGCAGUGUUGGCUGGGCAGGAGGCACCAUUCUGGUGGUCCUUUCUCCUUCCCCAGCUGCAAGCUCUGUACGCAUUGGACAUGGGACCCGAUGGGAUAAAUAAAUAAAGGGAUUUAUUUCUGUAAA
Messenger RNA from Pseudopipra pipra, 5453 nucleotides. It is a transcript of the gene TOGARAM1, whose product is annotated as TOG array regulator of axonemal microtubules 1. Bases 38 to 4882 code for a protein of 1614 amino acids. The record is from RefSeq and is a predicted model, not a curated record. Lineage: Eukaryota; Metazoa; Chordata; Aves; Passeriformes; Pipridae. Gene Ontology annotation, biological process: microtubule cytoskeleton organization. Gene Ontology annotation, cellular component: cilium; cytoplasmic microtubule. Gene Ontology annotation, molecular function: microtubule binding. The transcript is spliced from 21 exons.